This is a messenger RNA of Penicillium alfredii, 912 nucleotides long. RefSeq names its product 5'/3'-nucleotidase SurE. Gene Ontology annotation, molecular function: nucleotidase activity. NCBI's taxonomy places the organism in Eukaryota, Fungi, Ascomycota, Eurotiomycetes, Eurotiales, Aspergillaceae. The record is from RefSeq and is a predicted model, not a curated record. Bases 1 to 912 code for a protein of 303 amino acids. The transcript is spliced from 2 exons.
AUGAAAGUGUCUCUUGCUUUCGCGGCGUCUCUUGCCCUUGCGGCGUCUGCCAGGGCGAUUAACAUCGUCUCGUCCAACGACGAUGGCUGGGCCGAGGCUAACAUCCGCGCUCUGUUCAAUUCGUUGGUUGAAGCCGGCCAUUCGGUCGUGGUGUCUGCGCCCGCUGAGAACCAGAGCGGCACUGGCUCCUCUCAGAAGACCCCCACUAAACUCACUGAGCCGUGUCAAUUCAACAGUUGUCCAGCAGGCAGUCCUGCGGUGGGAUACAACGCCUCGGAGCCCCGGCUCAACUACGUCAACUCGUACCCGGUCACAUCAAUCAAACAUGGCAUUGACACGCGAGGGCCGCAGCUCUUUGGCGGUGCGCCCGACAUGGCAGUCGCCGGGCCCAACGUUGGCUCUAACUUGGGCCUUGCUGUCUCUUUCUCGGGCACCGCGGGUGCUGCGGUCUACGCUGCGCACACUGCCGGCAUCCCUGCCAUCGCCUUCUCGGGGAGGAGUGGUUCCCAGACGGCAUGGAAUACCAGCGCAACCCUGCCGCACUACAGCAAGGUCUACGCGGACCUCGCGGCUACCCUCACUAACCGUGUGGUUUCUGCGGGCAAGCCGUAUUUGCCCAAAGAUGUCUGGCUGAAUGUCAACUUUCCCUCGGUAUCCAAGUUGGAAUGCAACCGCCCGAGCGACUUCGCCUUUGUCCUGUCCCGUAUCCACGCCGCCAUACCCGUCAUUACACCAGACGAUGUGACUACCUGUGGCAGUUCCCGACUACCAAGCGAGCUCGAAGUCAUCCUCCACUCGGGCUGUUACGCAAGUGUAUCGGUCGGGAUGGCGGGUACCAAGAACGAUGCCAAUGCGACGACGCAGGAAGCCGUCUUGAAGAAGCUAGGCAAGUUCUUGACUUGUCUCCCGUAA